UUUCCCCUGCGUUUUACCGCCUCGCGUCGUUCGGCAGCCCUUUGUGCCCCUCUCGGCGAGGGGCUGUCGGCGUGGAGGCGGCGGCUGUGUUCCUGGGGGCUCGGGGAGGGGACCUGGGGAGAUGGAAAGUUUUUAAGCUCCUCGGGCACAGAAGUUUCUUUGUUCGGCCGGAGGAAGGUAUUGAACUGAAACCGCUCGGCUCCGCGGCUGCUGCUCCAAGUCCUUCCCUGCGAAACCGAGCCCUGCCAGCUAAUUAAGUUCUCGGGAAGUGAGAAAGUCCCGAAGGAGUUUCAUGAGCUGGAUGGUUUAGAAAACUCCGUGCUGCAUCCUGGUGAUUCUGUGAUCCGAGUUCAGAAACUGAUUCAGACUCCUAUGGUGUGAAUUGGCAGUGGUGGACUGAUUCGGAAUGUUGGCUUUGAAAGCUCAGGGAAGAAGCAGCAGGGAGAAGAAAGUAACACAGUGUGCCUGAAAAUGACAACGAAGCGGAAUUUGUUUGUGCGGCUGGUGCCAUGCCGCUGCCUGCGUGGAGAGGAGGAAACAGUUACCACACUUGAUUAUUCUCACUGCAGCCUGGAACAGGUGCCUAAGGAGAUUUUUACUUUUGAGAAGACCUUGGAAGAACUCUACUUAGAUGCUAAUCAGAUUGAAGAGCUUCCAAAGCAACUUUUUAACUGUCAGUCGCUGCACAAGUUGAGUUUGCCAGACAAUGAUCUAACCGCAUUGCCAGCAUCCAUUGCAAAUCUCAUUAAUCUCAGGGAACUGGAUGUCAGCAAGAAUGGCAUACAGGAGUUUCCAGAAAAUAUAAAAAACUGCAAAGUCUUGACUGUUGUUGAAGCAAGUGUAAAUCCAAUUUCAAAGCUUCCAGAUGGAUUUUCCCAACUGUUAAACCUAACACAGCUGUACCUGAAUGAUGCUUUUCUUGAGUUUUUGCCAGCCAAUUUUGGCAGAUUAACUAAACUACAGAUAUUGGAACUUAGAGAAAACCAGUUAAAAAUAUUGCCAAAAACCAUGUCCAGACUGACUCAGCUGGAGAGACUGGAUUUAGGAAGUAAUGAAUUCACAGAAGUGCCUGAAGUACUUGAACAAUUGAGCGGACUAAAGGAAUUUUGGAUGGAUGGUAAUAGACUAACACUUAUUCCAGGGUUCAUAGGCACUUUGAAACAACUGACCUACUUGGAUGUUUCUAAAAACAACAUUGAAGUGGUUGAAGAAGGUAUUUCAGGUUGUGAAAGCCUACAAGACCUAUUGUUAUCCAGUAAUUCACUUCAGCAACUGCCAGAGUCUAUUGGUUCCUUGAAGAAAGUAACAACACUUAAAAUUGAUGAAAACCAGUUAAUUUAUUUGCCAGACUCCAUAGGAGGGUUAGUGUCAGUAGAAGAGCUGGACUGUAGUUUCAAUGAGAUUGAAACUUUGCCUUCAUCUGUUGGGCAACUCUCUAACAUAAGGACAUUUGCUGCAGAUCAUAACUUCUUAACACAGCUGCCACCAGAGAUAGGAAAUUGGAAGUAUGUAACAGUGUUGUUUCUGCAUUCUAAUAAGCUUGAAUUUCUCCCUGAAGAGAUGGGUGAUAUGCAGAAAUUAAAGGUCAUCAAUCUGAGUGACAAUAGACUGAAGAAUUUGCCAUUUACCUUCACAAAACUGCAACAGCUCACUGCUAUGUGGCUAUCAGAUAAUCAGUCUAAACCGCUUAUUCCACUUCAAAAAGAAGCUGACCCCGACACGCAGAAAACAGUUCUUACUAAUUACAUGUUCCCCCAGCAACCAAGGACUGAGGAUGUUAUGUUCAUAUCUGACAAUGAAAGUUUCAAUCCAUCUUUGUGGGAGGAACAGAGGAAACAGCGUGCUCAGGUGGCAUUUGAGUGUGAUGAAGACAAAGAUGAGAGAGAGGCACCACCUCGGGAAGGCAAUCUGAAGAGAUAUCCAACUCCAUAUCCUGAUGAACUGAAGAAUAUGGUCAAAACUGUCCAGACAAUUGUACAUAGACUAAAGGAUGAAGAGUCUACCGAAGAUGUUGCCAAGGAAUCAAAACGAGAAAGCCAGGCAGUUUCUGUAAAAGAUGUGGGGGUAAAGACUUCAGAAAUUGUUCCAAUAAAGAACAAAGCUGAUGAGAGAAAGCAAUAUUCAGCCGGAAGCUCUGUGCAGAAGCCUACUGAACCAGAAGCUGAGCACUGCACUGCAAAUUCACAGAUGGCUGCACUUGUUAAAACCUUGCAGAACACGAAAACAAUUGUCAACCAUGAGGACACACUUGAGGAGUCAGAAGAACUGUCCUCUGAUGAAGAGAUGAAAAUGGCAGAAAUGCGACCACCACUGAUUGAAACCUCCAUAAAUCAACCAAAAGUGGUAGCUCUUAGCAACAGCAAAAAAGAUGAUUCAAAAGAUGCUGAUUCGUUAUCAGAUGAAGCUACCCAUAAUAGCAAUCAAAAUAACAGCAACUGUUCCUCUCCUUCUCGAAUGUCAGAUUCUGUUUCCUUAAAUACCGAUAGUAGCCAAGAUAUUUCUCUCUGCUCUCCAGACAAAGAAACACAUGCUGCUGUUUUAUCCAAGAUCAGGCGAGAAGAUGAAAAUUUGAAUAAUCUUUUGCAAAAUGGAGGUGAACUGAGCAUUACAGUAGAAGAAAAAAUAAAUGUGCAAGAGAAGGUUACAAAUCUGUCUGAAUAUGAACUAAGCCUUGAAGAAAGAAUAGGCCUGAUAGGAAAAGGUGUUGAUCUGAGCACUCCUACAGAAGAGUCUCACAAGUUAGACCAAAUAAAUAUGAAUAUCAAUAAACUAGUUAGUGAAGAGGCAGUGCCAGUUCCUGUAGAAAGGUUAAAACCACAGGAAAUAGCGUCAGUAAAGGGCUUUUUGAACAAUAUUGUAAGAGAAGAAGGUGAGCAGUUGGAAAAUGGAAAUAAAUAUCCUAUGAAUAAAGUAAAUGGACAUCCUGAGGAAGCAGUACAGUCUCCCAAUAAAGAAGAACUAAUGAGAAGCACUAGAGCUGAUGGUGAUUCUUCUGCUGAGCUGUCUGUUUCACGGAGCACUGAAGACUUGUCACCACAGAGAAGUGGUCCUGUGAUGAAGUCUCACAGCAUCACCAGUAUGGACCCUGGUGGUCUUAAAAUCUAUGAUAUUGUCAAUGACAAUGGAUCUCCCCAGGCAAACUCAGUGGUAAAAUCUGCAUCUGUUAGUGCAGAUGGGAAAAACAUAGUCCGAAGUAAAUCUGCUACUCUUCUGUACGAUCAGCCUUUGCAAGUUUUUCCUGGGUCGUCAUCAUCAUCUGAUUUAGUAUCUUCUACAAAAGCUGCAUUCAAGUUUGACUCAAAUCACAAUCCUGAAGGUGCUAAUGUAGCGAGAGGAUCAGUGACAGGUGGUGCACAGAUGUUUUGCACUCCCCAGUAUAAUAUUCAGUACAGCAGCAGUGCAACAGCAAAAGACACUUUGUGGUCCCAGAAACAAAACACCCAAGUUGAACAAAGCAGCUUACCUCCUUCACGUCUGCUAAGGUCUGACAGCACAGAAACCCCCAGCUAUGUAAAGCAUUCUGCCAAUAUGAAUUUCUCUAAUCAUAACAAUGUCCGAGCCAGUGCUGCAUAUAACACUCAUCAACGGAUGUCUGGGAGACAUGUAGAUAUGUGGGCUGUUCCACCAAAUGAUAGACUGCUCCCUGGAGCAACCAGACACACUCUUCAAAGACAGAGUAGUGUUUCUUCUACAGCUUCUAUAAAUGUUGGUGAUACUGGACCUUCAAGGCGGGCCCAGAUUCCUGAAGGGGAUUAUUUAACAUACAGAGAUUUGCAUUCAAUGGGAAGAGCUCCACCAAUAAUGUCAGGGCAACAGAGACCUCUUUCUGCCAGGACAUACAGCAUUGAUGGUCCAAAUGUACCCCGACCACAGAGUGCUCGGCCAUCAGUGAAUGAAAUACCAGAAAGAACUAUGUCAGUUAGUGACUUUAAUUACUCACGGACUAGCCCUUCAAAGAGAUCAAAUUCAAGGGUUAACUCGGAACACUCUUUAUUAGACCCUACAGGAAAAAGUAAAGUCCCUCAUGACUGGAGGGAACAGGUGCUGCGACAUAUUGAGGCUAAAAAGCUAGAAAAGAGCAUGCUGUCUAGGUCCUUUAAUUCCAAUUAUGCUGCAGUUAGCAGCUUUCACUAUGGCAGCUCUAGGGAUCUGCAUGGCAGCCAGGGUAGUGUUGCCUUGAGUGUUGCAGACGGAAGAGGUUCUGGUGUGCACGUUGUUCGAUAUCCCCAGGCUUCAACUCCAGGAGACCAAUGUCCAGAUGAAGUGUUCAUUUCAGGAAAGCAGAAUUAUGCAUCUGCCACACUUAGUCUCAAAGAUGUUCCUCCAGACAGCCUGAAGAAAGUAGCUGUGCAGAUACCUUUGACAAAUGGGCAAAUGUGCCAGCCUCAAAGACCUCAGGCAAACUACAGCCAAGUCCAUCAUCUCCCUCCUCAGUCAUCAGUUGCAAGACAUCCAUCUAGAGAACAGUUAAUUGAUUACUUGAUGUUGAAAGUUGCCCACCAACCUCCCUAUGCUCAGUCACAGUGUUCUCCCAGACAAAGCCAUGAAAUGGUAAAGCAAGAGAUUCGAGUGAGGAUUGACAAGGAUCCUGAACUUGGAUUUAGUAUAUCAGGAGGAGUCGGUGGUAGAGGGAAUCCAUUCAGACCUGAAGAUGAUGGUAUCUUUGUAACCAGAGUACAGCCGGAAGGACCAGCAUCUAUGUUGCUGCAGCCUGGGGAUAAAAUAAUUCAGGCUAAUGGAUACAGCUUCAUAAAUAUUGACCAUGGACAAGCAGUAUCUUUGCUAAAGACUUUUCAGAAUGCGGUGGAACUCAUCAUUGUGCGAGAAGUUUCUUCAUAAGUACUGUGGAUAGUGGGGAAAAAGCCAGCAGGAUUCAUUGAAGGACUUAUGGAAACUGAAUAUUUUGCCUAUUUUUAUAUGUGAAAGGAACUUGAAAAGAAUUAUGAUCAAAAUUUGUACAGGAAAUGAAAUACUGAACUUGUGGUCAAAGGGGAAUAAACCACUGUAUAGAACAUACAGGAAAUCAUUUUGGAAAUGCGUAUGCUGAAAAAACUUGUUUUUAAGCAUUAUAGCAAUCUAAGGAUCACUCCUCCAAGAACAAACCUGUGUUGUUGUUUUGUACAGAUGGUAGGUUUAUUUUUGGAUAAUUCAUACACAUUACUAAACUUUGUGCAAGGCUUUGAGAAGCCUAGGUUGUAGCCAAUGGACAGAUGGCAGGGCUGUCUGUCCUGUAGCUGUUUAUUGCCUUUAUUUUUAUUCACCAGAUAUUAAUGUGUUUUGCUGAAACCACUUCUGUAGAUAUGAACAGGGGAUAUGAAAUGUUGGCUUUGAUAUGUGCACAUUGUAUAGAUGAAUGGGUAGAUGGAAGGUGGUGCUGUUUGGACAGAAUAAAGGUCAGGUAAAACUGCUAUCUGCUAUCUAAAUCUGGAAUCAAGAAAGAAGUAAAAGUGUUUAGUUCUGGAAUGUACGUCUACCAAUAGAAAAUGCAAUAUAAGAUGAUGGUGUUUUUUAGGAAGACUGUAAUUACAAAUUUGUGAUAUUCUACAGGAUUUGUUCCUUAUGUAGUCAUUGAAUAUUCAUUUGCCACGUGUGAUUCAUGUUUAGUUGGGUUUUCUUGAAUACACAAUUUUUUUCAACUGUGCUGUGGAAAUGUGCCCAGAGGUUUUUCUGUGCUGUGGAAAUCCCCAGUUUUGUGCAAAUGGUGAUACUUUUAUCUUUAUAAAAAGUACUCCAUUUUAACCUUACAGAUUUUUAAAAUGAAACCGAAAUGGCCAGUUUUUAAGGUUGUUGCCUGUAAUACACAUUUGAACACACACAAAGUAAAUGAUGCAGGAAGGAUUAUGAAAGUCAUGUUGAUUUAGUUUGGCCUUUGCAUUGCCUUGUUAAUCAAAAAGGAAACCAUACACAUGGCGCUAGGUAACCAAAGCAAGUUUGUGAAACUUUGAACAGUGACGGAGAAUUGCUGUGGUGAGAUGGAGAGCAAAGGGAGGGUGUACUUACAACCCACCAGUUCGUAAUGAUGUUUCUUAAAGGGCUGUUCCUACAGGUAACAUUAAAUGUGAACUAGACACUUCAGAGUCAUUAAAGGGUUUCUAACUAUAUUAAUGUAAUAGUGAUUUACCACAGGCUGCCUUUGUUCCUUAUUACUGUAUAAAAUAUUCAAUUAUGCUUGUAUUAAUUUUGUUUACCAGAAACAUUAACUUUAUUUUUCUUUCUCCUUUGUAAUUGAAUAAAGACUGCAUAAUCUGCAGUGAUAAUUAAUACACGGUUGUUAUGGACCAGGGAAAAGUGCCAUAGAAGACCAGUAACUGUUUUUAAUCAGGGCUAAUGGUUAGCCUGUCAUUGGAGCAAUAUUCAGUUAUUGCAGUUCAUUUUUAUUUGCAUAUAAGUUGGUAGUUUGAAACAGAUAUAAGUUACUUUUUUCCACCCAUGUGUACAAAAGUAAAUUCUUUUAAUAAAGCUAGCAAAAACACCAGCCUCCUUUAGUUUUGGGGAAAAGAGCUGAAAGAGAGGAAAUAUUUAGCUAGCAGAAAUAGGCAGUACUUCGUAAGUAAGUGAACUCAAAUAUUAUUGCACUUCUUUCAAAGAUGUUAACUAUUGCUUAUUGUACUGUGUAUAGUUCUAAUAAUUUUAAUUGAAACCCUUUAACAACUCUUUGUAUAUUUUAAUUCUUUUUAGUUGAUUUUCAGUAAUAUUUACAUAGGAAAUAAUUUUUUUGAUAUAUUAGCAGAAAUGUGCUGUAUUUUGAUAAAAAUUCACUUAUUUUCUGUGUGCUGUUAAUCUUUAAAAAAAAGAAUGAGAAACAUAGCUAUAUAAUGGCAGGCUUCAGCGUUCCCUUUCUGAGAUGUGUUUUGUUGUUGUUUAUUUUUUUAUUGAAAAAGGAAAAUGUUCACAUCACAUGUUCAUUACUUUUAAUCAUGUUAUUUUUAUCACACACUGCCUUUUAAAGGGAAUGCAUACAGACAAGUCCUAAAUUAACUUGGUCUUCUACAUAACCUGUAUCUUUAGGAAGGGAAAGUACAAAAAGCAGAACUGAUUCUUUACUGAUCUUGUGUACAUUGUGACUUUGUAUACGUUUUACAGUACAUUUGAGUAUAUCACUGAAGAAUUGUACCGUGUUGUAUUUUGCUUUAAUGUUAACAGAGUUUUAAAAUAUAUUAUGUCACUUAAUUUUCAGAUUUACGUAUCACAUGACAAUUCUACCAGGAAGUGUUUCGCUAUGGUAGAACUGUAGUAAUGGGGAUUUAUAGCAAGAAGUUUAGUACUUCUUGUGGAAACAGUUGGCCAAAGCUUGUCUUUGUUAAAUUAGCAAAUUAACCGUGAAAUAAAACAUGAAUUAUACUGAUUUUACUCAGUAAACUUUGGAGUUUUUAAUGGAUUGAUAUGUGUUUGUUCCUUCUGUGUCUGUGUGUAAAGGUCAAUACAUGUCAAGCUAGAUGACUUUGCAGAGUGGGAGAAAGAUGUCUCCUGAACUAGUCCAGCCAGGAUUCAGCAGGAGAAGAGACAGUAUCAGCACUUUUCAUUUUGAAUGCAUCUUAAACUACAUUUUGAAUAGGGAAAAAAAAAAAUCCAUCAACAGCAGCAGUCACUCAGCAUGGCAGUGAGUUGAUGCAAACUGUUAAUUCAUUCUAUUCUGAAUAGUUCAUUAAAGAAUCAGUUCAACUGACAUAAUGAAAAGAUGAAGUCUCCCAUAUAUUUAUUAUGUAAAUAUUUUUGAGUUACUUUUUUGGACUGGACUUUAAAAAAUGUGUAUAUACUUGAAAGCAUUCUAUGAACACAAACAUAGCAAUAAGCAACACACAGAAUCAAACCUUUAUCAUUUGGGGAUUUUUGUUUGUUUGUUUAGAAAUUUUCCCUUGUCAACAGCUAUGAAAUGUUUUUAUCGAUCAGCAUUUAUUCAACAUUCCAAAUUUUUGUAUAUAAUUAGACUGUUUCUGAGGUAACACAUGGAGAAUAGAUAAUAAACUAAUGCUCUU
Cygnus olor (mute swan) is the source of this 7976-nucleotide messenger RNA. RefSeq names its product erbb2 interacting protein (gene ERBIN). The coding region runs from base 472 to 4839 and encodes 1455 amino acids. The transcript has 28 exons. The record is from RefSeq and is a predicted model, not a curated record. Gene Ontology annotation, molecular function: protein binding. Gene Ontology annotation, biological process: neurotransmitter receptor transport, endosome to postsynaptic membrane; neurotransmitter receptor transport postsynaptic membrane to endosome. NCBI's taxonomy places the organism in Eukaryota, Metazoa, Chordata, Aves, Anseriformes, Anatidae. Gene Ontology annotation, cellular component: adherens junction; postsynaptic density; postsynaptic membrane.